CAUCGCAAUAUUGACAUUACGUCACAAGCGCGCCAAAAAAUUACCUUCUGCGGGGGAAGUAUCAAGCAACUGCAUUAUAUUUUAUGCAAACAUAUUCACACAUGUCGAAAGUGGUGGGUCGGUUUGUGGUCCUGACAUAGCAGAAUAUCUUCGGGUAGGGAUCUUUGCAGACGUGUCAAGGUUUUCAUUCUGUUCUAGGCCCAUACAUAAUUAAACAGAAGGGUGAUAUCCCGGGGAGCUAGCUUUGGAAGGCGCUCUUCGACUCCUCUCUGCUACAUAUAUCUACUGUUGUACAUUGCGACUGCCCCUCCUUACUCUGCUAUAUUUAUACAACAGGCAACGAUCCGAAAAAUUUUGAGGUAAAGCUAACUCUGCGACUUGAAGACUGCAACUUUGAACUCAUCUUGCUUGGAUAUCACCAACAUAGAGAAGUGAUUUGUCUGGAGUUAGAUUCUUUGAAAAUCCACACGGCUUAUACCAAAUUAUUUUCUCUGCGAAAUUCAGAAAAUAUAAUUUUUUGUUUGCAAAAAUGUCUAUGUUUUCGGAUUACGCGAGCAUGACCGAUGCCAUGCGUGGUCCUGGGGGUUUGGACAUGUUGGGAGGGACCAUGCCCCGUCCCCCCGAUCUUACCCUAGGACACAGGCCAGAAUCCUACAACCAACACACAAUAGAAGGAAUUCUCGGAACCCGUGGUCGAGAUGGCCUUUCGUUAGAGCGAAUCAAUAAAGACAUGGAAAGAGAAAUUAACAAAUCUAUCCACAAUGGUUCGAACGAAAACGUUUCAUCGAACAUGGACAAGAUGGAUUCUCCUGGAAAUAGCGGAAAGUCCGGACCAAACUCUCCCGAAAAAUUUAUCAAACAAGAAUCAGAGGACAACGAAGGCGACGAUGUCAAGAAAGAUGACAUGAGUGAUGGAGACAAAAGCAAAAAGCGACGGAAUCGAACGACGUUCACCAGUUUCCAGUUAGAAGAGAUGGAGAGAGUUUUCCAGAAGACUCAUUAUCCGGAUGUGUACGCCCGGGAACAACUGGCGCUCCGCUGUAACCUUACCGAGGCCAGAGUCCAGGUUUGGUUUCAAAACCGGCGGGCCAAAUGGAGGAAGAGGGAGAGGUUUGGUCAGCUGCAGGGGAUGCGAGCGAUGACCGGGGGUACUAAUCCGUAUGACUUCCAGCUUACUCCAAGACACGACGCCUACUCACAGCUCCAGCACAACCCUUGGGCGACGACUCCUCAGAUUCCUUACUCAAUGCAAAACUCCACUUGCAUGGCAUCCCAAUCAACUGUGCCAAAUUUUAUGGGACUAGCCCAUCCAAGUCACCUGUCGUCAUAUCCGGUUAGUCAUCAGCCAACGAUGUCACUUCCGGUGUCACAGUCCCCACCUCUUGACCCCUGCGAAAAUUCGGAAAGAAGAAGCACCAGUAUUGCCGCUCUAAGACUGAAAGCCCAUGAACAUGGGGUAGCCAUGGGAAUAUUCGGUGCUUACGGCAAAUGAAAUUAAAUGUGAAAAAUAAAUGUAACGUUUUGCCUCCAAGAAAUGGACACUGUACUUAAUGUGACGUAAGUGUACAUAGAUGUUGUAUGAAGUUUGGAAAAAGGUAUCAGAUUGACUCAAAUUUAUUUUACAAAAUGUGCCACCAACUGACUUUAUAUGUGUUUGUAAGCUACAGCUGGGAUACGGAAAGGAUUAUGUAUUUUGUAUAUAAAAAUCAUUAACCUCUU
This is a messenger RNA of Magallana angulata, 1719 nucleotides long. Its product is annotated as ALX homeobox protein 1-like. The record is from RefSeq and is a predicted model, not a curated record. The coding region runs from base 530 to 1492 and encodes 320 amino acids. The transcript is spliced from 4 exons. Gene Ontology annotation, molecular function: DNA-binding transcription factor activity, RNA polymerase II-specific; RNA polymerase II transcription regulatory region sequence-specific DNA binding. NCBI's taxonomy places the organism in Eukaryota, Metazoa, Mollusca, Bivalvia, Ostreida, Ostreidae. Gene Ontology annotation, biological process: regulation of transcription by RNA polymerase II.